Molecule: messenger RNA, 2236 nt
Organism: Penaeus chinensis
Lineage: Eukaryota; Metazoa; Arthropoda; Malacostraca; Decapoda; Penaeidae
Product: solute carrier family 49 member 4 homolog
Exons: 10
Coding region: 526-2040 (504 amino acids)
Biological process (GO): transmembrane transport
Cellular component (GO): membrane; intracellular membrane-bounded organelle
Molecular function (GO): transmembrane transporter activity
Source: RefSeq, a predicted model, not a curated record
AGAAAAGAAUAAGAACAAGGACAAGACAAGAAUAAGAAGGAAUUAAGAAAAAUAGCAAUAGCAAGAACACCAAAAAUCAACAAUGAAAAUGAUGAUAAUAAUAAUCUCAAUCAACACUUCAAUUUGAUCAACACUUCACCUCAUGAAAUUUCUAUCAGUAUUCCCCAAGUGUUCAAGGCCAGAGAGAUAAUUCAGUCCGUUACUGAAUCACUGUUAGAGUCGGAGCGAAAAGAGAAACAGUGAGAGAGAGAGAGAGAGAGAGAAAAAAAGAAGAAGAAGAGAAAUGGAAGGAUAGAAAAGAGAGAGAAAGUUUAAGAGUGUUCACGAGAGAAAGAAAAAAAGAAAGAAAGAAAGAAACAAGGAAAGAUGUAGAAAAGAAGAGAAAGAAGUGUCACGUGUUGUUGCUGUUUUUUUUUUUUUGUGAAACUGACAUUCUAUUUCGAGUGUUUUAGAGUCACAGAAAAGGCUACAGAGGAUAAGUACAAUCCUAACACUCAGGCCUUUUCGAGCGCCGUCGCUGGCAAGAUGUCGGACGGCGCUGAGAGAAACCCUUUGGACGAUCUCGGCGACUCCUCGUCAGGAGCUCCGGGCGUUCCUCCUCGAGACGACUCGGGCGAAAAAGGGCCAAGUUCGAGAAAGACAGAGGUCAUUCUCGAUGGGGGUCGCUUGCUCGCCGAAUCUGCCAAGCAACCGACGGCGGUGAAGGACUGCGGGCAGGGGCGUGACAGCUCCGAAGCGGGUGACGAAUAUCGCUCCUACAAGACGCGGUUCUGGGUGUUGGCGCUCUUCUCCCUCAUCAGCCUCAUGCAGUUGACUGUGUGGGGCACUUGGGGUCCCAUCGUGGAGUCCGCCCUGGUCGCCUACCCUGCCUGGGGCCCGAACACCGCCGCGUCCUUCAGCAACUGGCCUCCGCUCAUCGGCCUCCUGUUCAUGCUUCCUUUGAGCAGCUUACUACAACGUAUAGGUCUGCGGAAAGGGGUCCUCGUCAGCGCCGGUCUGCUGGCGGCGGCGUCGAUCGUACGGUGCUUUCCGGUCGACGAUCUGACGUUCACCGUACUCUGCCAUGUGGGAUCCAUCAUGCUGGGAUUCUCUUGCUGCAUCCUUCUGCCGCAGGUCGGUACUGUCGCCUCCGUCUGGUUCUCUCCGGGCGAAGGGACAACGGCAGUAGCUGUUGCCCUUUUGAUGAACCAACUUGGAGGAGUAACUAUGUACUUCAGCCCCCUCGUGGUGAGGGCGCCCGGGGAGGACGUCCUGCCGGAGGACAUCCGCAAAGACAUCGCGAUUCUUAUGUACAUCCAUUUCGGCUUGAGUCUCCUGCUGUUCGUGUGCGUGUUGCUCUACUUCCCCGACGGGCCGCCCUCCCCGCCGUCGCCUUCGUCGCAGGAGGAGAGGGAGGACUUUCGGAAGAGUCUCAAGGACUUUCUCAGGAAUCAUCACCUAAUUCUUAUAGUGGUUGCUUAUGGUGUGUCCUUCGGCGUGGUCGGGAACUGGCUGGGAUUUAUGACUUACUCCUUGCUGGAAAUCGGUAUUCAUCAGGAGGAAUCGAUGGGCGUGGCAAUUUCGGCCUCCCUCAGCGCCAGUGUUGCCGCCUUCUUCGCCGCGAGGAUGACUGACAGGAUCUACGGGCACCUCAAGGACACCGUCAUCAGCCUCCUGGCCGCCUCCUUCGCCUUCUUCCUCUGGUUCUUCUUCCUCUCCACCGGGGUCGUCGAGGCAACUUUGAACUCAACGCCGACCUCCCCUCCCUCCGCCCACAGCCCAAGUCUACAUCACGGUGAUCGCGGGCGUGUCUCUCCAGUUCUCUUCCGUUCCUCUCCUGCUGCAGUUGUGCUUCGAACUGUCCUACCCCAUUUCCGAGGGCGUCGUCGGGGCGCUCGCCACCUCCUUCUUCUCGUUUGUGUCUCUUGCGUUUCUCCUCCUGUUCCUCAUUCCCGAUGUUGGAUACGUGUGGGUGAGCUACGCUCUGGUGUCCAGCGUGUCUCUGAGCAUCGUCCCUGUCUUCUUCGCGAAGGAGGAGCUCAAAAGGACACAGGUGGAUAGACAAGGAGGAAUGAGAAAAAAUCCCAGAACAGAUAAGCAAAAAAACGAGGCUGUAGAAUGUGUCAGGUGUAUUUUAUUCAUAUUUGAUUCUGAGUUGUGAGUACUGGAGAAGAAUUAUGUAGACUCGUAUGUUCUCAGACAAUAUUCUUGUGUAUCAGAUAUAUUAAGGAAAUAUAUUAUAAUUCCUAUUUCAUUA